CGGACGCGCCUUCAUUAGCGGCGGGGCGGCGGCGGCGGCGGAGUCGCCAGGAUCCGGAGCAGGGCGCAGCCCCCGCCGCCAUGGCGUUCCCGCGGGAAGAAGAGGUGGGGAGGAUAAAAGAUUUCCAGGACGGCCAGGAAGCCCCGGCACUCUCCACGUGUAGCAAUGCCAGUAUCUUCCGUAGGAUAAACGCCAUAUUGGAUAAUUCUCUGGACUUCAGUGGAGUCUGCACAACACCCAUAAAUCGAGGGAUUCAUGAUCAUCUGCCAGACUUCCCCGACUCAGAGGAGACCACCGGCAGGAUGCUCUUCCCCACCUCUGCGCAAGACGCUUCCCGUGGCCUCCCAGAUGCAAACGACUUGUGCCUUGGCCUGCAGUCGCUCAGCCUCACGGGCUGGGACCAGCCCUGGAGCACCCAGGACUCGGACUCCCCCGGCCCGAGCAGCGCACACUCCGUACUGAGCAUGCUCCACAACCCUCUGGGUGGUGCCUUGGGGAAGUCCCCCUUGAGCUUCCUGCCUCUGGACCCGCUUGGAUCAGAUGUAGUGGACAAGUUCCCGACACCUGCCGUCAGAGGGUCCCGUUUGGACACCCGGCCCAUCCUGGACUCUCGUUCCAGCAGCCCCUCUGACUCUGACACCAGUGGCUUCAGCUCAGGAUCAGACCACCUCUCAGACCUGAUCUCGAGCCUCCGCAUCUCCCCUCCUCUGCCCUUCCUGUCUCUGACUGGGGGUGGUCACAGAGAUCCCUUAAAGAUGGGGGUCGGGUCCCGAAUGGACCAAGAACAAGCUGCCCUGGCUGCGGUCACCCCCUCCCCAACCGGUGCAUCCAAGCGGUGGCCAGGGGCUUCCGUGUGGCCAUCCUGGGACCUGCUGGAGACGCCCAAAGACCCCUUCAGCAUAGAGAGAGAGGCCAGGCUGCACCGGCAGGCCGCAGCUGUGAAUGAAGCCACAUGUACCUGGAGCGGCCAGCUGCCCCCGCGGAACUACAAGAACCCCAUUUACUCAUGCAAAGUGUUCCUGGGAGGUGUGCCCUGGGACAUCACGGAAGCUGGUUUGGUUAACACCUUCCGUGUCUUCGGCUCUCUGAACGUGGAGUGGCCUGGUAAGGAUGGCAAGCACCCUCGGUGUCCUCCCAAAGGGUACGUGUACCUGGUGUUCGAGCUGGAGAAGUCUGUGCGGGCCCUGCUGCAGGCCUGCUCUCACGACCCGCUGAGCCCCGACGGCCUGAGCGAGCACUACUUCAAGAUGUCCAGCCGCCGCAUGCGCUGCAAGGAGGUACAGGUGAUCCCCUGGGUCCUGGCUGACAGCAACUUUGUGCGGAGCCCCUCUCAGCGGCUGGACCCCAGCAGGACAGUGUUUGUGGGGGCCCUGCACGGCAUGCUCAACGCUGAGGCCCUGGCCGCCAUCCUCAAUGACCUCUUUGGAGGGGUGGUCUAUGCCGGCAUCGAUACGGACAAGCACAAGUACCCCAUCGGAUCUGGCCGAGUGACCUUCAAUAACCAGCGCAGUUACCUGAAGGCAGUGAGUGCAGCCUUUGUGGAGAUCAAGACCACCAAGUUCACCAAGAAGGUUCAGAUUGACCCCUACCUGGAAGACUCUCUGUGUCACGUCUGCAGUUCCCAACCUGGGCCCUUCUUCUGUCGCGAUCAGGUGUGCUUCAAGUACUUCUGCCGGAGCUGCUGGCACUGGCGGCACAGCAUGGAGGGCCUGCGCCACCACAGCCCGCUGAUGCGGAACCAGAAGAGCCGCGAGGCCAGCUAGAGGAGCCGCCCAGGCCAGCAGCCUGCACCCUGCGGCCAGGGAACUGGCUCCCCAGGAGGAGGGGAACUCUUGUCAUCUCUGCACUCGCUGAGUCUGUCUUUGUUUCUGCACUAUUACUGCACAAUGAGUUUUGUCGGGUUCUGUUUUCAGGGGGCAGGCCGGGGCGAGGACCCUCUGGCUCACCCCCCCAAGCGACUCUAGUUUUCCCAGAUUUUUAGUUCCUCAUUUUGCUGAUGAAAAGCAAAACAAGAACCACGUGUCCAGAAGGUGUUGACACAACGCCUCCAUCUAGAUUGAUUUAUUCCAGCGCUUUUUUACAUUCCUCGCAAUACUGGUGGUGAUGGCGCGUCCUCAUGGUUUUGUUCUAGCAGUUGCCAUACAGUGCCUUGCCAUUUAUUUAACCCCCACCUGAACGGUAUAAACUGAGUGUUCAGCUGGUGUUUUUUACUGUAAACAACAAGGAGACUUUGCUCUUCAUUUAAACCAAAAUCAUAUUUCAUAUUUUACGCUCGAGGGUUUUUACUGGUUCCUUUUUACACUCCUUAAAACAGUUUUUAAGUCGUUUGGAACGAGAUUUUUUUUUUUUUCCCUUUCCUGGCGGCUUUUAACAUUCUAGCAGAUGUGUGUCUGGGGAUGGCUGGUCACUGGCUCGUGGUUGCAGGCCAAGGCCUGUGCAACCUAGAGAGAAAUUGGGUUGGAAACUGGACCGGGUAACGGAGUCUGAGGGCUGCUGUACAUAGUUUUAGACAGUUUACUGCACCUUCUUCAGUUGCACUUAUGCGGGGAGGGUGGAGAGACGUUUUUAAUCACAGAGUCACAGGACUUUUUUCUUUUGUAACUGAGCAAAAAAGGGCUGCUUUUCAGUGGGGCAGGUGGAGGCUUGCAGGGCCCUUCCUCCCAGAGGGGGACAAGUACCCUCCCUUCCUUCUUUCUUCCUGUGAGAAGCAGCAGUUACAGUCGACUGAGAUGCUACUGGAAUUUGAAAACUUGACGUCCCUUUCCUUUCUUUAUUUUUUUUCUUUUAAAAAAAAUGACUUGCCCCUUUGGGAAGCUGUGUGCCAAAGAACCAGUGUCCUAGCCCCCGCCCGCUGAGCUGAUCGUUGCAUAUCCCGGCUACUCUGUGGGUUUGUGAAGCUGUGUGUGAAGUCUCUACCUCAUUGUAGCACAUGCAGGCAGACUGCGCCUACAGAUGUGUGGAGUAAGCUGUGGUGUAGUUUUUUUGGCACAUAAUAAACACGUUGCAGCAGAA
Messenger RNA from Erinaceus europaeus (western European hedgehog), 3012 nucleotides. RefSeq names its product cytoplasmic polyadenylation element binding protein 1 (gene CPEB1). Gene Ontology annotation, cellular component: neuron projection; cytoplasm; nucleus. Bases 81 to 1763 code for a protein of 560 amino acids. Gene Ontology annotation, biological process: negative regulation of cytoplasmic translation. Lineage: Eukaryota; Metazoa; Chordata; Mammalia; Eulipotyphla; Erinaceidae. The record is from RefSeq and is a predicted model, not a curated record. Gene Ontology annotation, molecular function: ribosome binding; mRNA regulatory element binding translation repressor activity; mRNA 3'-UTR binding. The transcript is spliced from 12 exons.